Molecule: messenger RNA, 1697 nt
Organism: Coprinopsis cinerea okayama7#130
Lineage: Eukaryota; Fungi; Basidiomycota; Agaricomycetes; Agaricales; Psathyrellaceae
Exons: 3
Coding region: 1-1434 (477 amino acids)
Source: RefSeq, a predicted model, not a curated record
AUGAACCUCGCUCAGCGACUCAAUGAACUCGCCCAAGCAAACUCUGAUGGUCUUCUCAGCGACGACGAAUACCGCCUGCUCCGCCAAAGCGCGUUUGAACAGUACUCGGAACCCCUCGUCAUCCCAGUCGAGAAACCAGUAGGACCGGCCGUGCCUGUCGUCCUCGUCCGCAGUGGCUCCCAACACAAAUCAUCGUCUCCCGCCAAACCACAGCCCAUCGAAACCACCCCCUCCAAGCUAACCACCUUCAUACGACGCGCAGCGGGUCGCAAUGCAUCUCGUGAACGCCCUUCGACAGCUGGAGCACGCUUCCACGACCCCACACCAAGUCCGACACCACAAGACCCAUUCACACCAGCCAAACGCGGUCUGAUUCCCCGCAUCUUCCACAAGAAACCACACGAUCUAUCCCCCCUCCAGACAAACUUUACUCCAAAAUUUAUCACUACACUCGCGGUUCAGUCACCUCUCUCCACUGCCAGCACGUCACCUCCUACUCCAAACCGAUUAAAAUCCAAACUCUCCGCGUUCACGGCAGCGCGUAAACUCGCUCAGGCCCCCGUCCCCAACUCUCCUGUAGCAUCAACAGGUAGCAAUGGAUCCUCCAACGACAACCCAGCAACAAGCAAAGAAAUCCGGGAUAUGGUUCUCUCAACCGAGGCCGAACUCGAGAGACUCGUCGACGCCUUCGACGCGCUCGAGCAAGGCGUAAUACGGCGAAUCAAGAAACGUAACGCGAGGAGACUUCCAGCAGUCACUCCUCCAAACGUAAAUGUCCUACUCGAAGGUCGCGAUUGGCGGGGCGAAUUAAAGCACCACCGAAUGUCGCCAUCCGUGUCUACCCCUCUCUUUGAUCCCAGAACGCGUUCGUCUUCCUUCAACUCGCCCGCUGCCAUCGCCCCCUCUUUAUCGAUGCCCCGGUAUAUCACACUCGAACAGCCACCCCUCACAAGCGACAGACUCUCGGUUCACUCGGGGCACUCCGAUCGCACUUCUUUCUCCUUCUCUCACUCCAGAUCUAUACCCUCCCUCCCGAAACAAACGACCUCACCAAGUAGCCCUCUUUCCCCGCACUUCCGAAGUCCACCUCCUAGCUCUCUCAAGCGCAAGGCAUCACUCUCGUCCGUCUCCUCCCGGGGAACAAGUGCAUUCUCAGCACUCGGUGGCCGAUUCGGUGCUGCAUCAGCAACUCAGCUACCCCUGUCUCCCUCAUCCCAAUCCCACGUACGCGGAGGUUCCACAGACGACGACUCGCUCAUCCUGCUAGACGGACUUAAUCUGACGGACGACGAUCCUGACCAGGACCAUCUUACCGAACUGAACGAAAUACGCCAACGCAAGAAGGAAGUCAUCGCUCGGUAUGCACAACGCAUCGAAUACCUCAAGGCUAAACAGAAAGGCGCCGAACUGCACGAGAAGUUACUUCGCAAGUGAAUACAUCUUGGACCUUUUUCUCGGUUUCCGUCCGGAAUUUGAUUUUCUCUGGUUUCUUGUUUCUUAACCGGCCCCCGGAUUUCACAGUUUACCCUGGUCCUUGGUCAUCCUAUCCUUUCGGUAUCCCCUAAUGUCGACCACACUGACAUGAAACAUCAUCCAUCGUAUCGGCAGCGACCAUUCCUCUUUUCCUCCUCGGGUUUCCUAUUCCAUUCCAUUCUUUUUCGCUUUUGGGUUCUCGGGUCGAUUCUACACUACUUCUC